UUUAUGUGGGUGUUCACCAUGUUUCCCUCUCUUCUUGAAGCGCCGCACGAAGACGACGAAGCCGCUGCAGAGGACGAGGCCUGCGAGCAACAAGAUGGAGAAGAAGAGACAGAGGAGGGAGAAGAGGAGGAGGCCAAACCCAAGUUCAAGCCAUUCAUCAUGCCGAACCUCAUUCCUCCUAAGAUCCCCGAUGGAGAGAGGGUGGAUUUUGAUGACAUACAUCGUAAGCGGAUGGAAAAGGACCUGAUGGAGCUCCAGACUUUAAUAGAAGUUCACUUUGAAAGCAGAAAGAAAGAAGAGGAAGAGCUCAUUUAUCUCAAGGAGAGAAUUGAGAAGCGACGUGCUGAGAGAGCCGAGCAGCACCGAAUCCGCAGUGAGAGAGACAAAGAACGACAGAAGCGUCUGGAGGAAGAGAAAGCUCGCAAGGAGGAAGAGGAAGCCAAAAGGAGAGCAGAGGAUGAUGCAAAGAAGAAAAAAACUCUUACCAGCCUCCACUUUGGAGGCUACAUGCAGAAACUGACAGAGAAACGGAGUGGUAAGAGGCAGACUGAGAGAGAGAAGAAGAAAAUCCUAAGUGAGAGACGCAAAUCUCUGGACAUUGAGGACAUGAGUCAGGAAAGCCUUAAGGUGAAGGCUAAGGAGCUGUGGGACUGGAUGUUUGAGCUGGAGGCGGAGAAGUUUGACCUGCGGUAUCAGUUCACUAGGCAAAAAUAUGAGAUCAAUGUGUUGAGGAAUCGUGUCAGUGACCAUCAGAAAACGUCGAAGAGAACCAAGAGAGGCCUGAGGAAGUAGAUGCCAGCGAUUCAGAGCGUGCACUAUCCUCCUGUUAUUGUCAGACAAAUCUCACAACGGUGUUUUCCAUUUAAUCCCAGUCUUUAAAAGAUACUUAUGUUACAUCCAAGAGUGUAAAUAAAACCACCACAGUUAAA
This is a messenger RNA of Thalassophryne amazonica, 929 nucleotides long. It is a transcript of the gene tnnt2a, whose product is annotated as troponin T type 2a (cardiac). Lineage: Eukaryota; Metazoa; Chordata; Actinopteri; Batrachoidiformes; Batrachoididae. Gene Ontology annotation, molecular function: troponin I binding; tropomyosin binding; troponin C binding. The record is from RefSeq and is a predicted model, not a curated record. Gene Ontology annotation, cellular component: troponin complex. Gene Ontology annotation, biological process: regulation of muscle contraction; sarcomere organization; cardiac muscle contraction.